CGUCCUGGGGACAUGAUGGCGGCGGCGGCGGCCGGGGGGCUGCUGCGGGGGCUCGUGGGGGCGGCCGGAGCGCGGGCGCGGGGGGCGGCGCGCGCCGGGGCCCUGGUGCCUGUGCGGAGGGAGAGCGGCCCGGGGGCCCGCGACCAGGCCGGGGCGGCGGCGGCCGGAAGCCAGCAGCCUACAGUUAAACAGUGGGACGAAGUGACCCAUAAGCAGCUCUCUGCUUUUGGAGAAUAUGUGGCUGAGAUCUUACCCAAAUACAUCCAGCAAGUUCAGGUGUCAUGCUUCAAUGAACUAGAGAUCUGUAUCCAUCCCGACGGAGUCCUCCCUGUGCUGACGUUCCUCAGAGAUCACACCAAUGCCCAGUUCAAGUCCUUGGCUGACUUGGGAGCAGUCGAUGUCCCAACCCGACAGAACCGUUUUGAGAUUGUUUAUAACCUGCUUUCUCUGCGCUUCAAUACUCGGAUCCGAGUGAAGACAUAUGCAGAUGAGUUGACUCCUGUUGAUUCAGUAGUCUCGGUGCACAAAGCUGCAAAUUGGUAUGAAAGGGAGGUCUGGGACAUGUUUGGAGUCUACUUUGCCAAUCACCCCGACCUCAGAAGGAUCCUGACAGACUACGGGUUUGAAGGACAUCCUUUCCGGAAGGACUUCCCCCUCUCUGGAUAUGUAGAGGUCCGAUACGAUGAUGAGGUGAAGCGAGUUGUGGCAGAGCCAGUGGAGCUGGCCCAGGAGUUCCGGAAGUUUGAUCUGAACAGCCCCUGGGAGACUUUCCCUGCCUUUCGCCCGCCUCCUGAGAGCCCCAAACUCGAGGCUGGAGAUAAGAAACCCGAAGCAAAAUAGCUUCUGGCAAGAGCAGAGCCUGCCUUGUAACUGAAUAUUUAUGUAAAUAAAGUCUUGUACCUGGA
This is a messenger RNA of Phascolarctos cinereus (koala), 905 nucleotides long. RefSeq names its product NADH:ubiquinone oxidoreductase core subunit S3 (gene NDUFS3). Gene Ontology annotation, molecular function: NADH dehydrogenase (ubiquinone) activity. The record is from RefSeq and is a predicted model, not a curated record. Lineage: Eukaryota; Metazoa; Chordata; Mammalia; Diprotodontia; Phascolarctidae. Gene Ontology annotation, cellular component: respiratory chain complex I.